CGUUGAGAUAUGAAAGGACUCUGUGAAUCCAAGAUGUGGCGGGAGCCCGAGCUCUCGUCUCACCAUAAGUGUUCUUGUGCUUGUACUGAUAGCACACCCCAGGCGAGCUCGCAUCCUCGGAUUGCGUGCUGACUCUCUUGACGAUAUUUGACCCCAUGUCUCCUCUAUGGAUCCUGCUAUUCAUGGCUAGCCUGGGCUAUGCCGCGAAGGUCAUGCCUAUGACUCCUCACCGUCUGGAUCACAGCCCAGUGCUCCGAAGAGAGUAUGCGAAGAGAGGCAAGCUGCACCUCUUGGACAAAUCUUCAAAAACAAGCCGAUCAGCAAGCCGACCUCGUAUCGUGGAGCGAUUUCUCCCCGAGUAUGUCAAUGGUCCUGGAGCCAACCUGAGGAGAGGUGCCAGCCCAUCGAACCUCGCGUACGAGAGCAGCCCUCAGGCGAGAUCCGGUUCCCCCUCGAGUGUACGACGUCUGACUAAGCGACAAGGCGCAUAUUUGCCAGAGUCGCAGUCAAGCUCGCCUUCUCCGCAAGGACUGAACAGCUUUAUGACCGCAGAUGGCAGCUCUUCGAGGUUCUCGCCAGCAAACAGCGCAACCUCACAGAUGGUAUUUGCGAAUCUGGUCGAAGGUUCUGCGUCAUCCAGUGGUGCAGCAUCUAUCACCAGCUCGGGGUCCGCCAGUGUCGUUGGGUCUGUCAGUACCUCGAAUUUCGCUAGUGCUGCUUCUAUCCACGGUUCAGGAUCCGCCAGCGUCCCCGCGUCUUCGACUGGCUCUGGAACUGGUCCUCGGCCCUCUGGACAGUACUUCGAAUCUUUGCCUAUCGAUGCUGCCUACGGGAUUGCAUACACCAUCGAAGUUGAGAUCGGGCCCAAUCGAGCUGUGGCUCCUCUAACGGUGGAUACAGGUAGCACCGACCUUUGGGUCUGUUCAACUUCUUGCUCUACUUGCCAUGAUGCAGGGAUGUCGCAAGUCAUUGAUACACCCGACGAUGCUCAGGACGGAGGAUCUAUAGCAUAUGGUAGCGGGAAGCUGCUCGCAUCGAAAUUGAUUACCACGAGCGUCUACAUUGAUGAUAUCACCCUAGAUCAAUUCUCUGUGCAGGCAGCAACGAGUAUCGACCCUGGCAUGCAAAUAACCGCUGUGAUCUCAAACUCGUCCGGGAUUUGGGGUAUGGGCUUGACGCCCGGGGACCAACGCGAUACUCUGAUCGAUGCUCUAUACUCCCAAGGCGCGAUCACAUCCCCACUUAUCGGAAUUUACUUGGCUCGAUACGGAGCAGACGAUUCAAGCCAAGUUGUCAUCGGGGAUCCUUUCAAUCUGGAAGACAACAAGUUUGGGAUCGAUUUCGAUCACAAAGCCAAUCUCACUCAGGCUAUCGCCGCUGAUGUUCAUUAUAAUGUCAUGAUGGAUGAUUUUAAGCUCUUCGACGUCUCGUUACAAGGCAUGCAGAACCUUGUCGUCGUUCCAGAUACUGGUUCCACCCCUCUAUUCGUGCCCAACAAGUUUUACGAUGGCAUCAUGGCAACUCUUGGGAAUGGCACAACUUGGACAGUAGACACAGGUGGAACCACAGAAUACGUAUUCCCCUGUGACCUGUAUGCUCCAGACGCGUUGAUAGCCAAUCUUGUUUUUGGCGGUCGAGACUUCCACGUUCAGUGGCAGGAUAUAGUGGAUGGUCCAUACCCAUCGCUUUACGGCAACUGCGUGCCUCGGAUUGUGCCAGUCCCGGAAUCCAUUCCGGACAUGUUCAUCUUGGGCGAUGCCUUUCUUGUGAACGUGUUUCAUACCAUCAAUACACAGACGGGGGAGCUCACCAUGUACGGGCUGAAGCCCAAGGCAUAGCAAGCACUAACACGUAACAUGUAUGACACCGGAAACUUAACAGAGCCGGACUGUAUGCAGUACUUUGAAG
Kockovaella imperatae is the source of this 1908-nucleotide messenger RNA. Its product is annotated as aspartic peptidase domain-containing protein. Gene Ontology annotation, molecular function: aspartic-type endopeptidase activity. Gene Ontology annotation, biological process: proteolysis. Bases 156 to 1838 code for a protein of 560 amino acids. The transcript has 11 exons. The record is from RefSeq and is a predicted model, not a curated record. NCBI's taxonomy places the organism in Eukaryota, Fungi, Basidiomycota, Tremellomycetes, Tremellales, Cuniculitremaceae.